GUGGCGCCAAGAUGGCGAUGGAGAUGAGACUUCCAUCGGCUCGCAAACCACUUAGUGAGAGCCUGGGCCGGGACUCGAAGAAGCACCUAGUGGUGCCGGGAGACACGAUCACCACGGACACGGGCUUCAUGCGAGGCCAUGGAACAUACAUGGGGGAAGAGAAGCUCAUCGCAUCUGUGGCUGGCUCUGUAGAGAGAGUAAACAAGUUGAUCUGUGUGAAAGCUUUGAAAACCAGAUAUAAUGGUGAAGUAGGAGACAUCGUGGUGGGCAGAAUCACAGAGGUUCAACAGAAGAGAUGGAAGGUGGAGACCAACUCCAGGCUGGAUUCAGUCUUGCUUCUCUCAUCCAUGAACUUACCUGGAGGAGAGCUGAGGCGAAGAUCUGCGGAAGAUGAGCUAGCCAUGAGAGGUUUCUUGCAGGAAGGGGACCUUAUCAGUGCUGAGGUCCAGGCAGUGUUCUCAGAUGGAGCUGUCUCUCUGCAUACGAGGAGCCUGAAAUAUGGAAAGCUAGGUCAGGGAGUUUUGGUCCAGGUUUCACCAUCGCUGGUGAAAAGGCAGAAGACUCACUUCCAUGAUUUGCCAUGUGGUGCCUCAGUGAUCCUGGGCAACAACGGCUUCAUCUGGAUCUACCCGACUCCUGAGCACAAAGAUGAGGAUGUGGGGGGCUUCACUGCCAACCUGGAGCCUGUCUCCCUUGCUGACCGAGAGGUGAUAUCCCGGCUUCGGAACUGUGUUGUCUUGCUGGUAACUCAGAGGAUGAUGCUGUACGAUACCAGCAUCCUGUACUGCUACGAAGCCUCCCUUCCACAUCAGAUCAAAGACAUCUUAAAGCCAGAGGUAAUGGAGGAGAUUGUGCUGGAAACACGCCGGCGGCUUUUAGAGCAGGAGGGAUGAGGAGAGCUCCCGAGUGUGGGACUGUGCCCCUCUCUGGAGGGGUCUUUGGAAGCGAAGAGCCUGCUGUGUGUCCCCACGUGUGGCCCAGGGAGGGUCUGACAAGCUCGCCUGCACUCCUGUUCUCAGACAUGGCCUGGGUAGAAGCAAAUGGGGGCUCUGGCCACAUGGGCUGCUGCGGAGUCACAGGGCAAGCUGGGAGUCUCAGGUUGUUCUGAGCGCAGUGUCCCAGCAAAGGACCUCCCAUCUUGGAACAGUAUGGAAAACCCAUGUCCACCACUCAUCAUAUUUCACACCAUACGAUGCCCCACAGAACUGCCCCAGUAGAAAACAUGGUGGACUGGGAUAACACAGCAAGGCAAGGCUCUACAUUCAGUCCCCAAUACUGGGAGGAAAACGGAAAAAGCAAAAAAAAAAAAAAGAAAGAAAAGAAAAAAGAAAAACCAUGGCAUCCCUGACCCCCAAUGGUCUAUUGUGGCUUCCAGCCCAUGUCCUUUAAAGUGCGAGUCUGCCAUUGAAGAUACACAGUUGGUAAAAUAACCCAGCAGCAGUGCAGUGGAAGAGUCAGGUGGUUGGAAUCUACCUCCUGCUGCAUGCUCCUUCCAGGGAGCCUGGCACUUGCCCCGUCCUGCCUGUGAGGGUUCUUGUAGGAAGCUGAUAAUGGAGAAAUAAAUGCUCUGACUCCACUGCA
This is a messenger RNA of Jaculus jaculus (lesser Egyptian jerboa), 1581 nucleotides long. It is a transcript of the gene Exosc2, whose product is annotated as exosome component 2. Lineage: Eukaryota; Metazoa; Chordata; Mammalia; Rodentia; Dipodidae. The record is from RefSeq and is a predicted model, not a curated record. Gene Ontology annotation, molecular function: RNA binding. Gene Ontology annotation, cellular component: cytoplasmic exosome (RNase complex); nuclear exosome (RNase complex). Bases 12 to 893 code for a protein of 293 amino acids. Gene Ontology annotation, biological process: U4 snRNA 3'-end processing; poly(A)-dependent snoRNA 3'-end processing; nuclear polyadenylation-dependent rRNA catabolic process. The transcript has 9 exons.